Messenger RNA from Galeopterus variegatus (Sunda flying lemur), 690 nucleotides. RefSeq lists its product as uncharacterized. Bases 1 to 690 code for a protein of 229 amino acids. The record is from RefSeq and is a predicted model, not a curated record. The transcript has 4 exons. NCBI's taxonomy places the organism in Eukaryota, Metazoa, Chordata, Mammalia, Dermoptera, Cynocephalidae. Gene Ontology annotation, biological process: negative regulation of apoptotic process; positive regulation of transcription by RNA polymerase II. Gene Ontology annotation, cellular component: nucleus. Gene Ontology annotation, molecular function: histone binding.
AUGGCUACAGACUCCCCUAGAAGACCCAGUGGUUGUACUGGUGGAGUUGUGAUUCACCCCCAGGCUGUCACAGAGCAGUCCUACAUGGAAAGCGUUGUGACUUUUCCACAGGACGUUGUGCCACAGGCUUACAACGUGGCCGUGGACAGCAGCUCCGAGGUCACCACAAAGGACUUAACGGAGAAGAAGGAAAUUGUGAAGGAGGCAGAGAAGGGAAGAAAUGCCCCUGCUAAUGGGAACGCCAACGAGGAAAAUGGGGAACAAGAGGCUGACAAUGAGGUAGACGAAGAAGAAAUGUUGAUACCAAGAAGCAGAAGACUGAUGAGGAUGACUAGACAGCAAAAAAAGAAAAAGUUAAACUUAAGAGAAAAAAAAAGCCGCAGUGACCAAUUCACCCUCCACUACCAGUCUCAGAAUCUAAACGUGGUCACCUUGGAGUGGAGACACCACCCACCCGCCUCCCCGCCGCGGGUAGCGCCAUCUGCAGCUCUUGAGGAUUGGCAGAGGACUAAGCUGGUGUUUGGGGAUGAACAUCCAGCAUUGCUCCGAAGAGCAGGAGCUCAUGACAGAAUGCCUGCUUCUCGGGGACUGCCCAAAGGUAAUGAAAUGGCAGUCACCUUACGCAUCACCUGGAUCCUGACUCGAGCCCGCAUCGACCGGGCCACGAGCUCGCCCACCCACCAUUCCUGA